AUGGACACCCCCCUCUCUCUCCUCCCCCGCAUCACAAGCCCCAUCCCUCCACCUCCCGUCCUUCCUCCCCUUCCCCUCCCCCUCACCUCCCGCCCCGCCGGCGCCGCCGCCCAAUCCCGCCCCCGUCUCCUCCUCCCUCCCUGCCUCCUCCGGCCGCCGGCCACCGGCUCCCACCCCAGAAACCUCCCCCGCCCGCCGUCCGACCGCAACGUCAACGAAGCGUCAACACAAGCGCAAGAGUUCACCGGCCGCCCCUCGCCGCGCCUAAGAACAGGCUCUCGUCGUCGUCGAGUUCGCCACCACCCAGAACGAGCGAGCAAGAAAUCUAACCCCCCUACAUGGUCCAGCUCAGCCGCCGUACGUUGCGCCCCGAACGUCGACUUCCUCCUCGUCAUGGGCGACGAGUCGACGAGACUCCGCCGGCUCUGCCGCCGCGAGAAGAUCGCAGGAUCGCCCCACUUCAGCCUUCUAACAAAGUCCUGGCAGAAGAUCCACGAGGAGGACGCUAUUGGGCCGGACCAGCUGAUGGGCGACGUCCUCUACUACGGGGACCACCACUCCCUAGUGGCCCAGCUGCACUCCAGGGAGGACGUUGAGGCCCAAAUCGAGCGGAGCAAAGAAGACGGGAAUCUGUUGGUCUUGGACGUGGGCCUUAAGCACUGUGGGCCUUGCGUUAAGGUCUAUCCGACGGUCAUAAAGCUGUCGAGGUCCAUGAAGGACAGCGUGGCCUUCGCCAGGAUGAACGGGGACGAGAACGAGAGCUGCAUGGAGUUUCUGAGGGACAUGGACGUGGUCGAGGUCCCCACGUUUCUGUUUAUAAGGGACGGGGAGAUCUGUGGGAGGUACGUUGGGAGCGGGAAGGGGGAGCUCAUUGGGGAGAUACUUAGAUACCAAGGGGUUAGGGUUACCUAUUAAAGUCUCGGGUGGUAUCUUUAAAUUUUCCAAUGUUUGUACCGUUAGAAUUAAUAUAAAACUAUAAUCCUUGAUCCUCCACGUAA
Asparagus officinalis (garden asparagus) is the source of this 998-nucleotide messenger RNA. Its product is annotated as thioredoxin-like protein CDSP32, chloroplastic. Lineage: Eukaryota; Viridiplantae; Streptophyta; Magnoliopsida; Asparagales; Asparagaceae. The record is from RefSeq and is a predicted model, not a curated record. Gene Ontology annotation, molecular function: oxidoreductase activity, acting on a sulfur group of donors, disulfide as acceptor.